Messenger RNA from Paramecium sonneborni, 2723 nucleotides. Lineage: Eukaryota; Ciliophora; Oligohymenophorea; Peniculida; Parameciidae. The record is from the annotation of a GenBank genome assembly.
AUGACUGAUGAUUUAGAACAAACCUUGUAUAAUGACUUAAAAUUAGCAGGUGUAAUUUUUGCGUCAAAUUAGGUUCUUCAAGAAUCUCAGAUUCCUUCAGACCGCAUUUAAUUCAUCUAGAUUUGUAAGACAUACCUUUCAAACAGAAUUCAGAAUCAGAUUCUAUGCCACAACCAAAUUCGGUUUAGAAUUUUCGUUUUAAAGAAAUGAGUAUAUCAAAGAGUAAAAAUAAAAAUUUGUAUUCAUUGAAGAGUCUUCAAUGUUAAAAUAAUUUACCAGAUAAAAAUGAUCGACAAAAGCAUCAAAGAAAUUAAGGAAUGGCUAAGAUGUUGGCAAUUAACAAUUUAGUGAAAUAAUUUAUUGAAAAAUUAAAAAAGAAAGCAUACAUAUUUCCAUUUAAUCUGAGUGAACAAAUACGAGAAAAUUUGAGGGAGCAAAAAAAAAAAUGUUGGAAAAAGAUAAAACAGACAUAGACUUAGAUUUCAGAAGAUGGUAGUAAAAAAUAGAUCAUAAGAAAACUUCCUAUAUUUAACCCUGCAAGUAAAGUGAUGUUGUUAUGGGAAUUUUUUAGAGCUCUUUAAUUGACAAUAUUGUUAUGGUGGUUGCCAUUCAAAAUAGCUUUUAAUCCAACAUAAAGUAAAAAUGUUGAUGCCUUUGAGAGUGCUUUAACAUAUAUAUUUGCAGCAGAUUUAGUAAUUAAAUUUAAUAGGGGUAUUUAUGAUUAAGGAAAGUUGAUAAAAAAUAGAAUUAGUAUUUUGAAACAUUAUGUUUAUAACGAAUUGCAUGAGGAUAUAAUAUAUUUCAUAACUUUAAUAUUUGUGAUUAGCAAUAUUGGUAUAAGAGCAGGUGGAUUUUAGGAAGCGAUUGUAUUAGUAUAAUUUGCAUUAAAUUUUAUCAAAUUAAAGAAAUACCUUACAAAAUAUGAAGAGACUUUUGUUGAAUCUCCAAUUUUAACAGAAAUAGUAAAGCUUAUAUAGCUGAUUAUAAUUACAUUUUAUUGUGCACAUUUUAUGGCAUGUAUAUGGUAUUAUGUGGGUGUUAAAAGUAUAGAAGUGAAUGAAAUAUCUUGGACUUAAGAUCCAAAAUUUGAUUAUUCAGGUGUUUUUCAAAUGUAUAUUUAUUCAUUUUAUUGGGCAAUAACUACUAUGGUAACUGUUGGAUAUGGAGAUAUUUCAGGUAAAAAUGUUUAUGAAGUACUAUGUGCUAUCGUUCUCAUGAUUUUUUCAAGUGGAAUCUUUGCUUUCUCAAUGAAUCAAAUAGGAUCCAUGUUUAAUAAUAUGGAUGCCUAAAAAUAACUAUAUAAGAGAACUUUGUUACUAAUUAAUUAAUAUAUGAAUAAUAAUUAAGUUGCUGAAUAACUUCAAGGCAGAAUUAGAAAUUAUUUGAAAUAUCAUUAUCAUAAACAAGAGAAACUAUAUAAAAAUGAAAUUAGUAGUAUUAUAGAUAAAUUGCCAACUACUUUAAAAUCAGAAUUAAUUUAAGAUGUAUAAUUUAGAGUUAUGUAAUGCAUUCCUUUUUUUAACAAGAAUUUUUCAGAAGAAAUCCUCCCCUAAAUUGCUUAUGAGUUAAAUCUUUAAUCUUAUACACCUAGAGAAAUAAUUUAUUAAUAAAAUUAAAUAGAUGACUGCAAUAUCUUUAUAGUAUGGAAAGGAUAAGUUAAUUUAAUUGAUGAUAACUCAGGAAAAGUACUUAAAACAUUUAAUACUGGAUAAUGUUUUGGAGAAUUAGAAUUUCUGACUAAUCAAAAAAGACUAAGCACAGCUAUUAGCUGUGAUUUCAGUCAAAUUUAUUACAUAUCGAGGAAUUAAUUUCUUAAAAUACUCAACUCUUAUAAUAAUGAUUUUUAGUAAUUUCAUCAGUUGAAAGAUUAAAUUUUAUUUUAAUAUAAUUCAUCAGCUAUUUAAUGCUAUUGUUGUUAAGAGUCCCAUCCUAUUUGGAAAUGUCCUUAUAUUCAUUAUAAGCCUGAUUUAGAAAGAGUAAUAAAAAAGAGUUUCUAUUUGGAUUCAUUGUAAGAACGUUCCUAAUUCAAAAGAAAAGGAACUCGUUUAAAUGUUUAUUAUUAAGAAAGCAUACUUUAAAGUUCAAAGCACAUUAAAACAUCAAAUGAUUUGGAUAACAAUACUGCAGGAGAUAUACAAUAGAUAGGAUCAAUAAAUGAAUCAAAUGAAUCAUCUGAAGAAAGUAUGAAAAAUGAAAAAAAGAGUGAUCAAAUUCUAACAUUGUCUUAUGCAUUACCAAGCGAAAGUAGAAGAAAAAGCUAAAGAACUAAAUUUGCACCUGUAUCUCCUCUUAAAACAGAAUCACCUUUGCCUAAACCAAUAGAUAUGCUUCGAUACGGUUAGAGAACAAGAAAAAGUCUUUUCUUGUCUGAUUAAAGUGUGAUUAGUGCUUUAUAAACUAAACGAAAUGAAUUUUUAAAAAAAACAACAUCAUUAGGUUAAUAAUAGAAUUUUAUGAAGCAAAUAUCUACCUAUGAAAAUGAAAAUCAUCCUGAACCGUUAAGUAUGAUUGAAGGAUUAGAUAAAAUGAUAAUUUACUCUCAUUAUUUUCCUGACAAUAAUUUUGACAAGAUUAUUGAAUCUUUAUUUAAAUACCUAAAAAAAUUUAAAUUAACAAGAACUUACAUGAUCGCAAACAAAUAUUCUUUUGUUAGGUUAUAAAAAUAAGAAAAAUCCUAAGUGAAAAAACCUAUCCAGUUUAAAUAACAAAAUUUUAAUAGAUGA